Messenger RNA from Morus notabilis, 1269 nucleotides. RefSeq names its product endonuclease 1. NCBI's taxonomy places the organism in Eukaryota, Viridiplantae, Streptophyta, Magnoliopsida, Rosales, Moraceae. Gene Ontology annotation, molecular function: nucleic acid binding; endonuclease activity. Gene Ontology annotation, biological process: DNA catabolic process. The record is from RefSeq and is a predicted model, not a curated record. The transcript is spliced from 9 exons. Bases 80 to 1003 code for a protein of 307 amino acids.
UCGACUGGAAUGUUUAUCAUAUUGGAAAUAAAAAAAAUAAAAAAAUAGAUUAUUGGAGAAGAGAAAAAGAUUUGAAGAUAUGGAUAGGUGUAGUGGUUUUGCAGGAUUAGUUCCUUUUGGGGCUCUUUGGCUGCUGGGUUUUGCUUCUAUUAUGGUUCCAAGGGCUCAGGGCUGGAGUAAAGAGGGUCAUAUUAUGACAUGUCGUAUUGCCCAGGCACUGCUAGAGCCAGAGGCUGGAGAAGCAGUUGAAAAUCUAUUACCUCACUAUGUGAAAGGCGACUUGUCGGCGCUUUGCGUGUGGCCUGACCAAAUCCGCCAUUGGUACCGAUACCGAUGGACUAGCUCUCUUCACUUCAUUGACACUCCGGACAAUGCUUGUAGCUUCGAUUAUUCCAGGGACUGCCAUGAUCCACACGGUUUGGAGGACAUGUGUGUUGCUGGUGCAAUCCAGAAUUUCACCUCUCAGCUUUCGCAUUAUCGAGAGGGGACCUCCGACCGCCGAUAUAAUAUGACUGAGGCCUUGUUGUUCCUAUCUCACUUCAUGGGAGAUAUUCACCAGCCAAUGCACGUUGGAUUCACAACCGAUGAAGGGGGAAACACCGUCAACUUACGCUGGUUCAGGCACAAAUCAAAUUUGCACCAUGUAUGGGAUAGGGAGAUUUUACUGACAGCUCUAGCAGAUUAUUACAACAAGGAUUUGGACCUUCUGCUGCAAGACAUUGAAGGAAACUUUACAGAUGGAAUCUGGUCAGAUGACGUUUCAUCCUGGAGACAUUGUGAUGAUCUUGCUUCUUGCAUAAACAAAUAUGCUGUUGAGAGCAUAGACAUAGCUUGCAAAUGGGGAUAUAAAGGUGUUGAUCCUGGCGAAACUCUUGCAGAUGAUUACUUUAAUUCGAGGAUGCCAAUUCUAAUGAAACGCAUAGCUCAGGGUGGAGUACGAUUGGCCAUGAUUUUGAACAGGGUUUUGGGUGACUCCGAAGAAGGAUUUGCCACUCCAACAUAACCAACCAACGUUAAUACAUAUAAGAGAUCAUAUAUGUAUUAUAUGUAUUUUCAUCAACCAAUUCUUUGGUUAGACCACUCCUCAAUAUGCAAAAUUGUCUAGAUUCGUUUAGUACUUAUGUGAUGCCUGAUGACGGUAAUGCCCAUACUUGUAAGGAUUCAUAUGCAUUAAUUGUAACAAAAUUGUUUCCCUAAGAAAAUGUAACAAAAAUGUAUAAUUCUGAACUUUUAUCAGAAGUUUCACACAAAAUAAGGGACUUUCUCCGG